GGGCAGACCUGGGAGCAGCGCUUCCAGCACUCAUGGCAAAGCCAUUAGUUCAGCCUGACUACGGAGGGGCCCCGAGGAGGACAAACGCACCGGACUCCGCGCAGGAAUUAAACAGGUACGAGGAGCAGAUAAGCAAUGUGCACUGCCCUGAGCCCCAAGGCACGUGGGCCUGGCCUCUCUGACAUGCAUCAGUACAGCCAGUGGCUCGCCAGCAGACACGAGGCCAACCUGCUGCCAAUGAAAGAGGAUUUGGCCCUGUGGCUCACAAACCUCCUGGGUAGAGAAAUAACAGCAGAAACCUUUAUGGAGAAAUUGGAUAAUGGUGCCUUGCUUUGCCGGUUAGCUGAGACCCUGCAGGAGAAAUUUAAGGAAAACAGCUUUGAUGCAAACAAGCCUGGCAAAACCUUACCAGUUCGGAAAAUUCCAUGCAAAGCCAAUGCUCCUUCAGGGUCUUUUUUUGCACGGGACAACACAGCAAAUUUCUUAUCCUGGUGCAGAGAUGUAGGUGUGGAUGAUACCUGCCUGUUUGAAUCAGAAGGUUUGGUACUCCAUAAGCAGCCAAGAGAAGUGUGCCUUUGUUUGCUGGAACUUGGAAGAAUUGCAGCAAGGUUUGGUGUGGAACCUCCUGGAUUAAUAAAAUUGGAAAAAGAGAUUGAACAAGAGGAAACACUUUCAGCUCCCCUUCCAUCUCCUUCACCAUCACCCACAAAGUCUCCUGGGAAAAAGAGCACAGGGAAACUGUUGGAUGAUGCUGUCAAACACAUUUCUGAAGAUCCACCUUGUAAAUGCCCUAAUAAGUUCUGUGUGGAGCGUCUUUCACAGGGAAGAUACAGAGUUGGAGAGAAGAUCCUUUUUAUUAGGAUGCUGCACAACAAACACGUGAUGGUCCGUGUUGGAGGAGGCUGGGAGACUUUUGCAGGUUAUUUACUGAAGCACGACCCGUGCCGAAUGCUGCAGAUCUCCCGAGUAGAUGGGAAAACUUCUCCAAUCCAGAGCAAGUCUCCAAACCUCAGGGACAUGAAUCCAGACAAUUAUCUGGUUGUUUCUGCCCAUUACAAAACCAAGAAGGAGAUUAAGUGAAAUAAGCUUCUCGUGUAUGUGGGACUUCAUGUAUGUAGGUCCAAAUUAUUCUCCCAAGUGUAGUGAAUUUAGUUAAUGCUUUAAAAGGACUUUGGAAAAUUUAACACCGACUGGAAAUGACACCCCAUUUUGAAGAUCAUUGAAUUUAGAACUAUUUAUUUCUAGUACUGUAUCUUUUAUAGCAAAUUACCCUUGAUAGGCUAAUUACUACAAUCAGAUAAUAAAUAGACAUAUAUUUUUAGCCAAAUUAUUACUCUUUAAUAUGUGAAUGUAUACUUAGAGCUACAUAAAGGAGUGCAUCCUGUUAAUGGAAGAAAAUAGACAAUGAAAUAUAUUUGUAUGAAAAUCUUAUUACUUUGAAUCCCUGACUGUUAGGUUAGUUGAAAUAUAUAUAUGCAGGUGAAAAAUGGGUAUUUGGGGAAUUAUUUGGAAAUGUCUCUUGAAAUGAAAUAAAAAUUGACUAUUUCUA
Molecule: messenger RNA, 1549 nt
Organism: Sturnus vulgaris (Common starling)
Lineage: Eukaryota; Metazoa; Chordata; Aves; Passeriformes; Sturnidae
Source: RefSeq, a predicted model, not a curated record